Molecule: messenger RNA, 618 nt
Organism: Chondrus crispus (carragheen)
Lineage: Eukaryota; Rhodophyta; Florideophyceae; Gigartinales; Gigartinaceae
Exons: 1
Coding region: 1-618 (205 amino acids)
Cellular component (GO): chloroplast envelope
Molecular function (GO): ATP hydrolysis activity; ATP binding; ATPase-coupled transmembrane transporter activity
Source: RefSeq, a predicted model, not a curated record
AUGACCGGGCUCACGACCGUCGACCGCGGCAACGGUGAGCUCUUCUGGCAAGGCCGCCUGACCAAGCCGGCCCGCAUGCUCAACCACGUCGGAGUUGUCAUGCAAAACCCGGGCCAGUACUUCCUGUGCCCCACCGUGCUCGAGGAGCUCACCAUGGGCAGGCCGACUAAGACCCCACAGGACGUGCGCCUCGUGCUCGCCGCCGUCGGCUUGCUCGACGUGUCGCUCAAAGCCCCGCCCAGGUCGCUCAGCGGUGGCCAGAUCAGACGCCUCGCCCUCGCGUCGCAGCUCAUGCGCGACCCGCUGCCGAGCCUCUUCGUCCUCGACGAGCCCCUGGCCGGCGUCGAUUGGACCGCAAGGCGCGAUAUUAUUAACUUCUUGGGCUCGUUAAAGUCCCAGUUUGCGAUCAUUAUCGUGUCGCAUGAACCGGGCGAUUUGCUCGAAUAUGCGGACAGGGUCGUCGAAAUCAGCCGGGAAGGUAUGCAUGAUCUUGAUAACGACAUCAUUCGGAAGGCCGUCCACAUCCGCACGCACCGCAAAGCAAGCGAAAGAGCCAAGGCAAUGGAGGAUGCCGCCCAGUACAUGAGAGACCAAUCGCUUGAAAACCCUCGUCCAUAG